Messenger RNA from Paralichthys olivaceus (Japanese flounder), 5131 nucleotides. The record is from RefSeq and is a predicted model, not a curated record. NCBI's taxonomy places the organism in Eukaryota, Metazoa, Chordata, Actinopteri, Pleuronectiformes, Paralichthyidae.
AUGGAAACAGUGGUGGAGAGGAGGAUGCUGAACAAACUGCUAUCCAUCAUGGACCACCCUCUCCACCACCUCCUCCAGGCUCAGAGGAGCACAUUCUCACAUAGACUCAGACAACUCUGCUGUCACAAGGACAGAGUCAGGAAGUCAUUCCUGCCACCCGCCAUCAAGUCACUUUAUGAAACAGGAGUCAUUGUGUACAUGCAGUGUGAUCACGGACGUGUUGUUGUUGUUGCAGCAGCAGGAGGACGUUUGCCCGUCUGUGCGGGAUGCAAACAGAGGAUCUACGAUGACCAGUACCUCCAGGCCCUCAACACUGACUGGCACACCGUCUGCUUCAGAUGUUGUGAGUGCAGAGCCUCGCUGUCCCACUGGUAUUAUGAGAAAGAUGGACGGCUUUUCUGCAAGAAGGACUACUGGGCCAAGUUUGGGGAGCUGUGCCACGGCUGCAAUGAUCCCAUCACCACCGGCCUCAUCAUGGUCGCAGGGGAACAGAAAUAUCACCCAGAAUGCUUCACCUGCCUGAACUGCAGGGCAUUCAUCGGUGAUGGGGACACAUACGCUCUGGUGGAGAGAUCCAAACUCUACUGUGGUCACUGUUACUACCAGACCAUCGUCACCCCGGUGUCGCUGCCAGACUCGCCAUGCUCGCGAAUCCCUCACACAGUUACACUGGUGUCCAUCCCAGCCACCGCCGAGGGCAACAACGGACGCAGAGGGCGAGGUUUCUCUGUGGCCAUCGAUCAGCCACUCAGCCCGACCAACGGCUACAGCCCUGAUCAUGGACAUACCAUCAGAGUCUCCCAGUGAGUCGAUCUGUGUGUGUGUGUGUGUGUGUGUGUGUGUGUGCUCAAACUUUAGAGUGUAUCUACAAUAAUGAUCCCAUCAUCCUCUUAGCAUUUACUGUAUUUGCUCUCAAUAAGAAUGAAGUCAAAUAAAUGAGAUCCUAAUGAGAUUGUCCCAUCAGUAUGUAUAUUGCUGUUUCUUCUAUUUUUCCCUCUCCUUGACUCAUUCCUCCUCUUCUCACCCUGACUGUCUUCCCUCUCACCCUCCAGGCGGAGCUGCAGUAUUGAUAAAUCACCAGGCUCCAGUAACGCAGCAUCCCCCAUCUCCCAGAGGAAGGACAUCAAUCGAUCAGAGUCGCUCCGCGUCGUUUCAAACCGAACACACCGCAUCUUCCGCCCGUCUGACCUCAUCCACGGAGAGGUGCUGGGGAAGGGCUGCUUUGGACAGGCCAUCAAGGUGACCCACAGGGAGACGGGGGAGGUGAUGGUGAUGAAGGAGUUGAUUCGCUUUGAUGACGAGACUCAGAGAACUUUCCUGAAAGAGGUGAAGGUCAUGCGUUGCCUGGAACACCCCAAUGUUCUCAAGUUCAUCGGAGUCCUCUACAAAGACAAGAGGCUCAACUUCAUCGCUGAGUACAUAAAAGGAGGCACCUUAAGGGAAAUCAUCAAGAAAAUGGACAGCAACUAUCCCUGGAACCAGCGGGUCAGUUUUGGCAAGGACAUCGCUGCUGGGAUGUCAUAUCUGCAUUCCAUGAACAUAAUCCACCGGGACCUGAACUCACACAACUGUCUCGUCCGAGAGAACAACACAGUGGUGGUGGCUGACUUCGGGCUGGCGCGGCUCAUGAUCGAUGACAAGCACGAGGAGAAGUUGUCGCAGGGUAAACUGCCAGGUCUGAAGAGGCCUGACCGCAGGAAGCGGUACACUGUUGUGGGAAACCCCUACUGGAUGGCUCCUGAGAUGAUCCAUGGAAAGAGCUAUGACGAGAGAGUGGACAUCUUUUCCUUUGGUAUCAUGCUCUGUGAGAUAAUUGGCAGGGUGAAUGCAGACCCGGACUACCUCCCCAGGGCGAUGGACUUCGGAUUGAACGUGUCUGGUUUCUUGGAGCACUUCUGUCCCCAAGAUUGUCCCCCUGCUUUUUUCCCCAUGGCUGCUCUGUGCUGUGACCUUGAUGCAGACAAACGGCCUGCCUUCUCAAAACUGGGGGAGUGGUUGGAGAACCUCAAGAUGCACUUGGACAUUGGUCUGCCCCUGGUGUCCGAACUGGACACGCUGCACAAGGCCUUCUGGGAGAACCACAGCAUGGUGCGUCCUGAAAACGGCCUGCACACCCACCCUGAACAGCCGGAGCAGGACUGAGCGUGACAGGAGGUGUGGGAAGGUUGAAUUAAUGCCACUAUGGUGGCGACCGCCUGGCGCGGGUGGUGUGGUGCCUAGAGGAGUCAUGAGCAUACCCCUCCGUGUUUGAAGGCUCAGGCUUAACGGAUAGACUCAGGGGGAAAAUGUGGAUGUGAAAAGCCACCUGUGCAAGAUGCACACACACACAUAAACACACACACACACACACACAUAGGCAAGCAUUCAGUCAAAUCAAGAGACAUUAACUGCGAUAGCUUGAUUCUGCUGCACCCAAAGCUAAAGUGGAGCAUGUCAUAUGCAAUCAGAUCUAACUUUCAAAUCAUGACUCCUGAAUCAUGUAGAUUUAACAUCAUGCCUUUUAAGAAAACCUGUAGUAACCGUAGUGUGUGUAUCCACGUGCAUAAAUUAGUCCAAAAAGUGGAACUUCAGCCUAUUUUCUACAGAGCACAUGGUGCAGUCUGUGUUUGCAGGUGUUUCUCUCUGCGUUUGGUUUGAUUUUGCUUUUCGGUUUGGAUCUUAAAACUGAAUUCAUGAAAAUUGCAAAGGAGAGGUGCCUGACUUGUCGCUUAAGACACAGAGUUUAAGAUCAUGUUGUUGUCUAACUAGUGCACGUCAAACCAAACCCUUUCAAGCUUUAAAUAGCUCACUGAAGAGUGUAGACUUUUUAAAUAACGCCGUCAGGUCAGAUCCUGGUUCAUCGUGUCGCUCUGACCUCAGACCUGCUGCUCCUCUCCCUCAUUCAUUUUGCAGCACUGACGAAACACAUCGGUACACAUCACAAAUCUGGUACGUUGCCUCCCCAGUUUCUAAAAGCUUUUUAGUGCAUCUCAUUCACAUUCAUGUGGCAACUUAAACUACAUCAUGCAUUUUUACCCUUGUACAUAGCUGGCGACAUUGUAAAUGUUUUAAAUAUUGUAAAUGUACAGACAUAUUUUAUAUACGUACGCUACAUUGCCAUAUUUUUACUGGCCGACCGGUUGAAAAAAAGGAGAGUGGUGGUUGGACUGCAGUUAAAGGGGCAAUGCCACUGUGGCAGGUUAGAGGCUUUUAUUAGCAUUUGAGAGAUGAGGAAUCUCAUCACCAUGAAACGUCUCAGUAAAUGUUGCAUUCUGUCAUUUCAUUCCAUCAAAAAUAUACUUCUAAACAUUUCAUUGGCCUCAUUAUUCGAUUAGUGUUGGAAAACACAAGGUACUGUCUCACAUUUGUCCCUCCUCCUUUGUUUACAUGUAAAUGCUAUCUGUAAAUAUCACUGUAUAUACUUGUGUGCGUCCUUACAUCCAUCUGCGUGCGUUGCAUCAAUAAUGCGCUCUCCUCAGAAGUCAUCUCUUCCACCAGUCACAUUUCUCUCUUGCACCCUCUAACACAAGACUUGUAUCUCUGAUCUAAAAAAAAUCUUUUUAUUUCAAUUUCCUGCUGUUGUUUUCACAAGCUGCAUGAUGCCCCACUGUAGGUCUGCCCAGCUUCUGAACCAAGUUCUUUUUUGUAUCUAACUGAUGUGAUUUUAAAUAAGAAAAAAAGGGGAAAAAAGGUUGAGAGAGAAAGCCAGGCUAUAAAGGAAUUGAGGAAAAAAAACACAGCAUUUGUUGUUUAUACACACACACACACAUAUAUAUAUAUAUAUAAAUAUAUAUAUAUAAAACCACUGAAAUCUUUUUGUACAAAUUUGAGUACUUUAAUUUGCACUAUCCUACCAAAUGGCUGGUUGAAGCCAUGUUUGUUGAUUUCCUCUCUUGGGCUACUUGUGAUAAGGAAAUAAAUUAUGUCAGUUCAGGUUGAUAGACAUAUGAAUGCAAGACACUGAUAGAGCCUUUCAACUGUAAAAAUGGGAUCUGGGGAAUUUCAUCCUCCUGAUAGCAAACUGGAUUAUAUCAACAUUAACUAAUGACGUUUCUGAUGAUUCAAAUGCAUUUUAAGCAUGGAUCAGGGUCCAGAGUUUUUACCAGGGGCCUGGCAGGACAAACUCCAGAGAAAGUCCAAAGCCUCUUACUCAACAUUUGCAUUCUCUCAUUCAGCCCCCCUGGAGAAUGGAGAUUAUCUUCAGUGAAUGUCUGAAAGCAGCUUUAUCGUAAAGUUAAGUCAUACACCAGGGGAAAUAUUAAUUCUAUUUUCCACUUUCAUGUCCGCUUGAAUACCUGCCAAGACAAUAUGUUUUCUGGUCUCUGCUACCUGGAGGAUGUGAUGUCCCAGCUCUGCCUGCUGCCUACAGACUGGUCCUUUGUGAAAGAUGUCCUGUGUUGUUUCUGACUUGCUUGUUUUCACAUGUGAUGCCCCCCGAGGCUGCAACCACUGCUGAUGAUAGAGCACUUAACCCGGCCUGUCUCACCUCUCACCUUCUCUUCACACUCUUUUUGGCUCAGGGCCGUAAAAUUUUUCCGGAGCUUACGUCACAGACACUCAGAGCGCAUGUAACCCUCUGUCGAUAUAAACAGGCUGAUAACACAACACAUGCUUUCUGUCAACCGAGCCCCUGCUGGUUGAUGUGUUCGUCCGUGAGCAUGUAGUGUACGUGAGUGGCUUUGUUUCUGUCUCCAUUCCUGUUUGAUCCAUGUUGAGCAUGUUAGACGUGUCGAUGAUCAGUGAGAAUGUCUCAGCAGCACUUCUUUGCAAAGGAUCGUUACCUCUGAACAAUGCUGUGCCUUUGUUGUAAGCUAGGCUUGCCAACGAAUCGAAAAAACGUGAACAGAUUUCCUUUUUUUUUGUUUUAUUGUAUCAUAAGUGCAAGCCUGAUCCAAGUGGACUGUAUAUCAUUGCUGACACUAUGUUGUAUUAGAUUUCAUCUUGUUCUGUAUCAUAUUUAUAUUUUCCAGAUCUCCAUUGUCAGUUUUGAUAUUUGAAUAUUAUAUUUCUUCUGUUGUCUUAUUUAAUUUUUUUUACACAAGCUGUGAAAACAAUUCUGCACUUUAAUCCUGAACGUGAACAUGUAGACUCUGAGGAGGCGACGGUUUCUUUUUCCUUUUGUCACAGCUAAAAAUAAAACUGUUGCUCCUUA